CGUGUUUUUCUCCCUCUCAGAGGGAGGAUUAACUCUGCUCAUUAGGGCUCCCCCGCCCCUCGCCAUCGUCUCUCCUCCCCCUCCCUCCCCCGUCGGCCCGCCUCGCCGUCAUUGGCUGCUUCUCUCAGGACCACCGCUGACUGGAUCGCCGUGACUACAGGACACAGGAGAGCAGGGAGGAGGUGGGAUGGGUUGAUGUUGCCACGGUAAUAGAGGAGGCGACCACUCACCAAAUCAUCGAGCCGGGGAUGAAAUGGAGAAAAAAAAAAAAAAAGAAAAUCAAGUGAAGGGGUGCGGAAAGCGGGUUAGAGGGUGAGGGACUGAAAGGAGGAGAGGAGAGGAAAAACAAUAACAACAACAGCGAGGGAUUAGGCAUCGACGGAGCAAUCAGGAAGUCCAUUUAGGACAAAGCGGCGUUAAAAAAUCCUCCCGGACUUUAGCCGUGGUCGUCAGAGCUGAGCUGCCAGUCCGAUUGGACAGCUGCUCAAGAUCUGUGGGGGCAAAAAACACACACACACACACACACACACACACAAAGGAUGAAAUAAGAAUGAAAAAAUGGAAAACGGCUCCUGUACCUCUUCGCUGCUGUGAUAUUUCACUGCUGGUGAUGAGUGAGAGGAGGUAAGCUGGCCAGUGAGGUGCCUGGGGCACAGAAAUAGAAACAGAGAGAGAGAGAGAGAGAGAGAGAGAUAGAGGGAGAGAGACAUUGGUGGAUAUGAAGAGCAUGCAUCAGCACUAAGGCAACAAGAGCAGUUUGGAGAGAGAGACAGCAGAGAUGAGCAUGGAGAGCGAGGUGGAGCGUGAGACAGAUUGAGGGUAGAGGUUAUUGCCGUGGCGUAUGAUGGGACGACAGAAAUAGAGCCUGCUGGAUUUGUCACCUCCAAUGCCACACCUUGGCUGCAUCAUCCCAACGCUCCACCCUGGCUGCAGCAGCUCCUGCACAUGGGAUUUCCUCGUCUCGGUGGACAAUAACAAGCAGUAAGUUAAUUUGGACAGAUCAUUUUAACACCUCGGAUGCUCUCUGAAGAUUCAAGCCAGUGGCAUGUGAAGAGGACAGACUGUGCUGUCUUAUAAAGAAGCAAAUUCUGUUUUUCAUCAGAAGAAGAAGAAUCCCUGCCUGCCCACAACAAUGCAAAAAUAGGAGCUAUGUUGAUUCUGCAGCUUGCCAGAGGAAUGCAUUACUAAAAAAGCUAUUUCCAUAAAGAUAAGCACCUGUGUUUUUACAGACUGAACACAGCCCUGCUAUCACUGUGUGAUCAUGAGGAACUCAUUGUCCGGCCAUUUGCAAGGAAAGCUGACUCAACCUAAAUGAGGGAGACAAUGAAGGUGGGAGUAUUGGAGGUACACAGCAGCAGCAGUUAGUCCUAUGGUGAUAUAUCUGAAACGAUGCAGUGCUGCACAGUGAAUGACAUGCAGAAUCCUGUACUUGUCUUCCUAAUGACAGCACAGACCUCGAGGCGGGCUGACUGACCGACUGACUGAUUAAGUGCGUGGGUUUCUCACUGACUGGAGCUGUGGCUAUUUGAGGACUGUGAGGACACGUAGCCCCGGGCAGGUACCGGCCGGGUGUCGGAGCCCCACAAUGGGGGAGACGGCAGAUUACCAGAGGCUGCAGGAGACGUCAGAGUCUGACUACCAACGGCUGCCCAGCGAUGACGAAGAGAAACUGGGCAGCAGCAUGCAGUGUGAGGAAGGCACAGAAUGGCUGCUGGAGCUGCUGAUGGAGGUGCAGUUGCAGCAGUACUUCCUGCGGAUCCGAGACGACCUCAACGUCACGCGGCUGUCACACUUCGACUAUGUCAAGAAUGAGGACCUGGAGAAAAUCGGCAUGGGUCGACCUGGACAGAGACGACUGUGGGAGGCUGUGAAAAGGAGGAAAGCCAUGUGCAAGCGCAAGUCCUGGAUGAGCAAGGUGUUCAGUGGUAAGCGUCCAGACGGAGGAGACUUCCCCCAGCAGAGCCAGCCGGCCUCCUCUUUCCGGAAGAUGUCUCCCACACCUCCACUGGGCCUGGGGGAGGGAGUCCUGGCCACACAGCCCGGCGGUGCUCCUCUUGACGGGCAGCAGCAGGCUCUGACCUGCCUCAUCCCAGAGAAGGACCUGACACUGUUUGAGAAACUGGGGGACGGCUCGUUUGGUGUCGUGAAGAGAGGAGAGUGGCUGACACCUGCAGGGAAGGUGCUGAAUGUAGCUGUGAAGUGUCUGAAGACGGAUGUGCUCAGCCAGCCCGACGCUCUGGAGGACUUCAUCUGUGAGGUCAACGCCAUGCACUCCCUGGACCACCAGAACCUCAUUCGCCUCUACGGUGUGGUGCUCACACACCCAAUGAAGAUGGUGACUGAGCUGGCUCCUCUCGGUUCUCUGCUGGAGCGUCUGCGUUGUGUUCGUCCACAGGGUCCGGUGUUGAUCCACACUCUGUGCCAGUAUGCGGUGCAGGUGGCUUGUGGCAUGGCCUAUCUGGAGCAGAGAAGGUUCAUCCACAGGGACCUGGCAGCCAGGAACAUCCUGUUGGCCUCGGCUCACAGAAUAAAGAUCGGUGACUUUGGUCUGAUGAGGGCGCUGCCCAACAACCACGAGCACUACGUCAUGCAGGAGCAUCGAAAAGUCCCGUUUGCAUGGUGCGCCCCAGAGAGUCUGAAGACCAGAACGUUCUCCCAUGCUACAGACACGUGGAUGUUUGGAGUCACUCUCUGGGAGAUGUUCACACAUGGACAGGAGCCUUGGCUGGGCCUAAAUGGAAGCCAGAUCCUGCACAAGAUUGAUAAAGAAGGUGAACGCCUCCCUAAGCCUGAAGACUGUCCGCAGGAUAUCUACCACGUGGUGCUGCAGUGUUGGGCUCAGAAACCAGACGACAGACCCACCUUUGUCGCCCUGCGUGAGUUCCUGCUGGAGACCAUGCCAACAGACAUGUGUGCUCUGCAGGACUUUGAUGAGCCUGACAAACUUCAGAUCCAGGUCAAUGAUGUCAUCACCAUCAUAGAGGGGAGGGCAGAGAACUACUGGUGGCGAGGUCAAAACAAGCGGACCCUCAAGGUCGGACCGUUCCCCAGAAAUGUGGUGACGUCAGUAGCAGGUUUGUCAGCUCACGACAUCAGCCGGCCGCUCAAGAACAGCUUCAUCCACACGGGACACGGAGACAGCAACCCUCACCGCUGCUGGGGCUUCCCCGACAGGAUCGAUGACUUGUACCUGGGUAAUCCCAUGGAUCCUCCUGAUGUCCUUGCUGUUGAUGUCAUUGCUGCUCGGGCCACACAGCUACCAGGACGAGCUAGAAAGGAGCCUCCUCCCCGUCCUCCUCAGCCAGCAGUGUUAAUCAAGAAGCCGUGCUAUGAUCCAGUAAACGAUGAUGAGGAUCUGUCUUCAGCAGGACUAAAGAGAUUAUCACUUCGGAAAACGGGUUCUGUCAAAGGCUUAAAACUCAAACCUGCUGCGUGGGUCUCUGCUUCCAAACAGGGGGGCGGCCGGACGCCAGGCUCAGGCCACAACCCCAACAGUGAAGUUUCCCUCAUUGACUUUGGGGAGGAGUUCCCCCCGCCCACACCAUCCCCCUCCCCUGUGGUUGAAAUUCAGAUUCCUUCACUGGCAAAGCUAGCGCUGGAAGCAGAGAACAUCCUGGACCGCACGCCGCCUCAGAGUCCGUCGAGAUCGUUGCCCCGCCCCCUUCACCCCACACCAGUAGUGGACUGGGACGCCCGACCAUUACCCCCACCCCCAGCCUACGAUGAUGUCGCUCAAGAUGAAGACGAUAUGGAGGUGAGCUCCAUCAACAGCUUGGAGCAGCAGCACGAAGAGGAGCAGGGCGACCUCCAUAACCCAGAUGAGGCUCUCUUCUCUCAGAAGGUGGAGGGUGAGACUCUUGUCUCCAGGGCUUCAGACAGAUCAGGCCUGGAGGACAACCUCUUCCUCCCCAGCAAGCAGGGCCAGGCUCUGUCCUCGUCCUUCUCCCAGUCUGCUGAGAUCUUCCAAGAACUCCAACAAGAGUGUAUGAGGAGGCUCAACGUACCGACUGGAAGUGCUGCACGGUCCGGCUCACCGUCCCAGAGCUCAGCUUCAUGCCCUCAGACUCCACAAACCCAGGACCAGCAGAGUGUCUUCUCCUCCAAUGAGGACAGACCCCAGAUCCCCCCACGUGUCCCCAUCCCGCCUCGUCCCAUAAAGAGGGGCGACUACACGUCUGCUCGCUGGUCAAGGGAUCUCUCCCUGUCACCGACACCAGCAGACACCAUAGAGGAUGUUUCAGGCCCAGGCCGGGAGCGACCGCCCCAGAUCCCUCCCAGGGACCCUUUGUCUCAGCCGGGCUCCAGGACUCCCAGCCCCAUGGGCCUGGUGGUGGGCUCCCCCCAGCAGAGAGCCUACUCUGUCAGCCCCACCACCAUGCAGGCUCCCCUUACCUCCUGCCCCUCCACACACACCUACGGCUCCUACCUCUCCACCUCUCCAGGUAAACUCAUGCCUACCACGCACAGCUUCGCCUCAGAUCCUAAAUAUGCUGCACCCAAAGUGAUCCAGGCCCAGGCGCAGGGGAAGGACGCCACAAGCAAGGGCCCCUGUAUCCUCCCCAUCGUCCGCGACGGACGCAAAGUCAGUAACACACACUAUUACCUUUUACCAGAGAGGCCGCCGUACCUCGACCGAUACGACCGCUUCUUCAGGGAGGCGGAGAGCCUCCCUGCCAGCGGCGUGGAGGAAAGGCACGUACGGCAAGCUAACACGGCCACAGUCCGCCCCAUGGUGGUCAGCAGCCAGACUCUCCAGGGACACGCCCAGGGACAGGGGUUUGUCCAGCCGGGCGAGCUGAAGGCUAAUUUCUCCUCCAACAACAACAGCAGUCUGGGCGGGCCGCGGUCAGGGAUGAAGACAUCAGUUAGUCUCCCUCGCGUCUGUUCAGACGGGCUGACGGCGGCGCUGGUCACUGCUCCCUGCACACGGACAGAUGGAGGAGGGAACUCAGCUGACAGGGUCAAAAUGGUGCAGGAGGCAGUUCACGGUGUCACCAUAGAGGAGUGCCAAGCCGCCCUGCAGAACCACAACUGGAAUGUCCAGAAAGCUGUUCAUUAUCUAAAGGUGGAGCAGUUGUUCUGUUUGGGUCUGAGGAGCAGGUCGGAGUGUCUAAAGCUGCUGGAGAUGUGUGACUGGAACCUGGAGGUGGCCAGCACUCAGAUGUUAGAUAACUAUGGAUCCUCAACAAGACAGAGACGGUGACAGAAAUCUCAAGCUGCUGAGCUCUGAUUGGAACUUUAUCCUCGGCAGAACAUCAUCAGAGGAGGUGAAUCUGCUCCUGACCCUUCACAUUCAUGCUUCAGACACGCCUCCAAUCACAAGACUGUUAUCGGACUAUAGAAAAAUCAAGCACAUUUUCACCAAUCUAGCACAAAAUACCAAGCUUUAUGAACUUGGACAAAGGAGUUUAGCACAAGGGUAAAUAAAAGAGAAGACAACUUUGGGUCAUCAGUGGACUUUGGUCUGAGAGUUAUGUGAUUACUAUUGGUGCAGAGCUGCAGUCUCGGUGCUGAGAGUCAAAGGUGAAAGCAGCCCGUUGUCGACCUGAAUCUAGAAAUUUAGUGGAAAUAGAAGAUCAGGGAAGCAGUUUGUCCAAGAUUUACUUCUUUUAAAGACCCACAAAACAGUCUAAUAUAUAUCAAAAAGGGUAUAAAGCAAGAUACCCUUUAUAAAGAGACAUGUAUGUGUUUGUUAACAAAUAUUGAUGUAUUAUUUUAAUAUAUUUUAAAAACAAUGCUCAGAGACAAGAGAAGACUGUUAUGUCCACAAUAGGGCAAACCAUUUUUUGAAUUAUUUAAAAGUGUCUCUCCUUGAGUUAAACACUGAUCUAUGACUGGUGCCACAUGUGGCUUGGGGACAAAAGGGCCACACAGUGAGUGGAAACUUCCUCCAGCUCCGAUAUCCUUAUUCCUUCUCUCUAAGCACUUUGCCCAAACAUAACUCCUGCACAUCAGCUGAAAACUCCAGCCAGCUGGGUAUUUUCUGCAGACUACGUUGGCAGCUAAUAACAGCAGCGUAGUGAAAUGUACCCCAAGGCACAGAUCCUGUCCCAUAAUCAUCUCUUAAAACCACAACUGUGAUAUUUUGGUCAGCAGCUUUGGGGGCAAUAAUUUAAAACUGGGAGGACGUGUCAGCUCUGGGUGAACUCACCGCUGGACGUGAAAAUACAUUUUCUGACUGGCUAUUGUCACAGCAAUGCCCCUGGCGAUAAACAUAAAGAAACUUUUGGGCCUUUCUGUCCUCUGUUUUAUUUCUAUAGAAGCCCUGAAGACAAGAGAGACAUAAUUAGGGUGAUCUAUUCUCUGCCCAUUUUCUCCCUUGUGUUUAUGACUAAAGACCAAGGGAGAAAAGGGUUUUGCUCAAAUGAUCUUUCUGAGUUCCUCCAUUUUUUUUAUCUGUCAAACAGGUGAAAAGACAUUUUGGCUGGUGAACUUUUGAAGUGUUUGUUUUUAUACUCAAUGUGACCCAAGACCUUCAGAAAUGAAAGCUUACUGGGAAGUCCUGUACAGAGCAUGGGAUAGAGGUGCACUACAGCCUCCUGUGGCUGAAGCAACAACAAACGUUUUGAAAAAAUGAUCCUAACAACAACAAAAAAGUAGUGAAAACAGAAAAUGUAGAUCAGAAAAUGGAUCAUCACUUGCCUCCCGAGGCUUCUGUAUGUUCUGGAUGCACUAAGCAUGUGAGGAAUCUACUAAAAUUAAGGGAAAUAAAAGGCCUUCCACAUGCUUUGACUCCUAACAGUCACUUUUCUGCAACCUAAGGCUGUGUUUAGUUAACACGAUGAUUUGGUGCUAUAGAAAAAAGGCCAACUUGCCAACUGGUGCCCAACUAUUUCAAUCACAGUGAAAAUGUCCACAUGAAGACUGCUUUGCUCCAAACAGCUCCUCCGUAUGUCCAUGUAGACCCCAGUAUGUGACAGGUCUGAGCACAGUCUGUUUGGUCAGAAACUUCAAAUGCCCUCUGAAGAUGCUAAUAUAGAACCACAACAAGCCUGGGCAAAAUCAAGCCUUUGAAGAAAAAAAAAAAGCGUGUUUCAAAUAUAUUUCUUAUGGACUGAUUUUGGAUUUUAAAAAAAACCUCCAGUAAAACUUUCCCCCUGCUGUCGUACCUGUGAGCUCCCAGUGUGUCCAUCAGUGCCAUCCAGUUGUGUACCAACAACUUUCAUCUCUGUCAUGAUGUGUCCUAGUAAUUGAAAGCACAGGAAAUACAGUUAAUUAAUAAGUGUUUGUUGACAAAGUUGUCCUGAACACUGAUCCUGAGUCAGUUUGGCCAAGUUCCCCCUCUGAUGUGUUGUGGUGAAGCAGAUUGUUAACCAGUGCGUGAGGGCAACAUGAUGCGAGGGCUGCCUCCUCAGUCUGUCCAUGUGUUGUUUGUCUUUAUACCAAGCUGCUGUAGUUGUACUGAAGGACUGAAGUGAACCUCGUGGUGUUAUGAUCAACCCAAAGCAACAUGCUCCUGUUGUUGUGUUGAGACUGAUGUUAGAAAACUCUGUUCAGUUCUGUUUAGUCUUUGUUUUGUCAGAUCAGUCGUUGUUUUUUGCUGUUUUUUCCUUCAAUCCAACUUGCCAUUUCUUCCUCAUUUGUAUGUAUUUGCUUCCCAGAAUGUGUUUUAUUUUAAAUGCCUACUGUACAGUUGGUUUUCAUUGUUUCUCUCCUCCUGGGUUGAUGGAAAUGUUCAACAGAAGUUCAUGCUGCCGAAUUUACAAAUGUAUUUUUUAUUAAAGAAUUAAUUAUU
Messenger RNA from Centropristis striata (black sea bass), 7735 nucleotides. RefSeq names its product tyrosine kinase, non-receptor, 2b (gene tnk2b). Gene Ontology annotation, molecular function: protein tyrosine kinase activity; ATP binding; protein binding. Gene Ontology annotation, biological process: protein phosphorylation; regulation of keratinocyte differentiation; negative regulation of epidermal growth factor receptor signaling pathway. The coding region runs from base 1586 to 5203 and encodes 1205 amino acids. The transcript has 18 exons. Gene Ontology annotation, cellular component: extrinsic component of cytoplasmic side of plasma membrane. NCBI's taxonomy places the organism in Eukaryota, Metazoa, Chordata, Actinopteri, Perciformes, Serranidae. The record is from RefSeq and is a predicted model, not a curated record.